Messenger RNA from Ostreobium quekettii, 422 nucleotides. NCBI's taxonomy places the organism in Eukaryota, Viridiplantae, Chlorophyta, Ulvophyceae, Bryopsidales, Ostreobiaceae. The record is from the annotation of a GenBank genome assembly.
AUGCGGGGCGCCAAGCUGGGCGCCGAGACUGCCCUCCAGGCCUACGACAGGGCGUACACAAGAAGCCGAGAAAUGGCGGGCGAAUGGCUCACAGACGUGAAAAGGCGAGAGGCUGCCUUGCGGCUUCGUGAGUCAGACUGCGACAGGAGGGAGGCUGAGCUGGAGGCGGCACUGGCCAGGCUGCAAGAGGAGAAGACGAUUUUAUCCCAGCGGGAAACCACAUUUCUUCAGCAAUCCCGGCAGACUUUGGAUGAGAGUCGUAGCCGCGAGGAGACCCUAGUUGAAAGAGAACUGGCUGUGGAGGAGAAGCACAACACCCUGCGUGACAAGGAGAAGAAUUUGACAGCCUUCCAAGAUGAACUCGCAGACAGGCAGGAAAGACUCAACAAGAUGGACACAGAGAUGCAUGAGAAGUGGGAUAG